This is a messenger RNA of Solanum verrucosum, 1492 nucleotides long. Its product is annotated as F-box/kelch-repeat protein At1g51550. Lineage: Eukaryota; Viridiplantae; Streptophyta; Magnoliopsida; Solanales; Solanaceae. The transcript has 2 exons. The record is from RefSeq and is a predicted model, not a curated record. Bases 20 to 1420 code for a protein of 466 amino acids. Gene Ontology annotation, molecular function: protein binding.
UUCUCAAUUCUCAACUCCCAUGGCUACAAGCAGCAGCUGCAGUUCCCCUUAUACCAACGGAUCAUCUCCAAUAACGACAAUAGCUCAAGACCAUCUCUUCUCCAUCUUACUCCUCUUACCUUUGGACUCCAUUUUUUGCUUUGCUCUAACUUGUAAGAAGUUCAGGUCCCUCACUUACUCAGACUCUUUAUGGGAAUCACUCUGCCGAAGAGAUUGGGGAAACUCCACCAUUGAUGCACUCAGAUCCUUUGCUGUUGACGGUAAACAACAACAAUUUCCUUGGAAGAAGCUCUACCAGCAAAUCUACCAAUUGGACUCUGUUUACUGUCGCAGACUGUUGACGCAUCCACAAGGAGGAGAAGAGCUGCUUCUUCCUCGACCUAGAGCUUCUCAUUCUCUCAAUUUUGUUUCUGGUUGUCUUGUUCUCUUCGGCGGCGGCUGCGACGGAGGAAGGCAUCUGGACGAUACAUGGGUAGCAUACGCUGGCAAUGACUUCAAGAGAAUAUUGGAAUGGAAUAAGAUUGAAUCAGGGGUACCAAGUGGCCGCUUUGGGCAUUCAUGUGUCGUGAUUGGCGAUUAUCUAGUGCUUUUUGGAGGAAUAAAUGAUCAUGGGGCCCGCCAAAAUGAUACAUGGAUUGGCCAAGUAGCGGUACACGAUGCAUUUGGUAUCACAUUAUCCUGGAGACUACUUGAUGUCGGUUCCAUUGUGCCUCCACCAAGAGGCGCUCAUGCUGCAUGUAGCAUGGAUAAAAGGAGGAUGCUGAUUCAUGGAGGGAUUGGUCUGUCUGGCUUGCGAUUGGGAGAUACAUGGGUAUUGGAACUGUCCGAGAAUCUUCAUCUUGGAGUUUGGCAAGAAAUUGUGACUCAUCCAUCUCCUCCAUCUCGCUCUGGACAUACAUUGACUCCUGUUGGAGGAAACCAAACAAUUUUGUUUGGUGGGAGGGGUUUAGGCUAUGAGGUGCUUAAUGAUGUAUGGCUGUUUGAUACAUCUGAUGGUCACUGGAGAUGGGUACAGUUACUAUUUGACUUGCAAAAUAUACCCCAAGGAUUGACCCUGCCAAGAGUUGGUCACUCGGCUAAUCUCAUCAUAGGUGGACGAUUGCUAAUUUAUGGAGGAGAAGAUUCCUACAGACACAGGAAAAAUGACUUCUGGGUGUUGGAUAUCAGCUCAGUGACGUCCAUUAUGCAGUCUGGGUCUCCUCCAAGCCCGGAUAGAUCAAUGACCAAGUUGUGGAGACGGCUCAAGUCCAAAGGUGACAACCCUUGUGGCAGAUCAUUUCACCGAGCUUGUGUGGAUCCUUCAGGUCGUAAUUUAUACAUCUUCGGUGGCAUGAUAGAUGGUUUACUUAAUCCUGCUGAAUCCUCUGUGUUGAGGUUUGACGGGGAGUUGUUUCUUGUGGAGCUUUUGCUUCAGUGCUAGUGAAUUGGAAGGAGAUUAUUGGAAAAUUAAGUAUGUGGUGAUCCCAAAAUGCUGCUGUUUUACAUGGCAAUG